ACGUUACAUUUUAUGCAAAAAAGAAAACCUUUUGAAACGCUUUACAUACCAACCCCCUUCAAAAAUCUCCCUCCUCCCCCCUUUUGUGAGAAAAAACCCUAAUCGCCAUGAGCGAAGUUGAUCGGAUUUCUAUCUACGACGCUCUAGGAGGCGGCGCAGUUGCGGAUACAUUGCUAUGGAGGAAAUGCUACGGAGGAGUUGUGAUCUUAAUUGGUUCAACAGUCGUGUGGCUCCUGUUUGAAAGAGCAGGAUAUAACUUCUUAGCAAUAUUCUCCAAUUCUCUACUCCUUUUGGUUGUUAUCCUCUUUUUCUGGGCAAAAUCUGCGUCUCUUCUUAAUAGACCUCUGCCCCCAAUCCCUAACCUGGACAUAUCAGAAGAAUCGGCUCUCCUAGCUGCUGAUGAGAUACGAUUGCGGAUUAAUACAGUUUUAUCAACCUUGCAUGAAAUUGCAGUUGAUGGAAACUUGAGAACUAUAAUUUUGGUUGCUUUCGGUUUGUGGUUGAUUUCCUUUAUUGGUAGUUUGUUUAACUUUCUUACACUGAUAUACAUUGGGGUCCUUCUUACUUUCUCAGUCCCUAUCCUAUAUGAAACAUUCCAGGCUCAAGUAGAUGAAAAGUUGAUAAUUGUACACAAGAACAUGAGUGGGGUAUUGAAGAAAGCUGAUCUCAUCUUACAAAAAGUUCCAGUUUCUCAAAGGAAAGAAAAGAAGGCUGAAUAAUAGAAUGAAGGUAAGCAUACAACCUUAGUAUGUGGAAGAAUUGACAGACAUAUCACAUAUGGAAUCAUGAAAAAAGAUGACACUUUGUUUUUGCAAAUCUUUGAUUUGUCAAGUUUAUGCUAAUCAUGGCUUCUUAUUAUAAUAGGAUGGAAGCUUUAGAGUUAGUUUUGGGAAUUACUUGUGUGGGCAUGUACUUUUGGUUAUAUUCUGCUAUAGAUUGGAGAGAACUUUUAAUGA
Lactuca sativa (garden lettuce) is the source of this 956-nucleotide messenger RNA. Its product is annotated as reticulon-like protein B11. The record is from RefSeq and is a predicted model, not a curated record. NCBI's taxonomy places the organism in Eukaryota, Viridiplantae, Streptophyta, Magnoliopsida, Asterales, Asteraceae. Gene Ontology annotation, biological process: response to bacterium.